Messenger RNA from Nerophis ophidion (straightnose pipefish), 2258 nucleotides. Its product is annotated as calcium/calmodulin-dependent protein kinase type 1D-like. Gene Ontology annotation, molecular function: ATP binding; calcium/calmodulin-dependent protein kinase activity; calmodulin binding. The record is from RefSeq and is a predicted model, not a curated record. Gene Ontology annotation, cellular component: intracellular anatomical structure. Lineage: Eukaryota; Metazoa; Chordata; Actinopteri; Syngnathiformes; Syngnathidae. Gene Ontology annotation, biological process: peptidyl-serine phosphorylation. Bases 413 to 1681 code for a protein of 422 amino acids. The transcript has 12 exons.
AUGUCAUGGCAGCUUAAGGAAUGAUUUGAAAAAAAACAAGCAGGAUUACCGGUAAUGACGGGUGAAUCCUGGACGGGGUGAAACUUGCUGUGUCCAUGGGGAGGAAUAAGUGGUGCUGGAACAUUACUGCCGUGCGGGGGACCUCUCCACUGGACCCCCCGCCUCUUCGGGGCAGCGCGAACGGCUUCGGAGGGGACUUCAGGCCCACAGUCGAGUCUUUCCUGCUCCCAAGCCACGAGCUCCAACCACAAACCCAAGUCGAAGGGUUCCUCCCGUGGUUUCGACGCGGAAAAACAUUUUGAUGCUCGGAUCCUACUGUGACGCUUGUGUGGCAUUGUAAUGCCGGAUUGGUUCUUCCGGGGAUGCGUCGAAGCGAUGAACACAACAAGGAGUCUACGGUAACGUCAGAGCCAUGGGGCGAAAGGAGAUCGUCUGCACUUGGAAGAAACCCAUAAAUAACAUCAAGGAUGUGUUUGACUUCAUGGGCAAGAUGGGAUCGGGGUCUUUUUCUGAGGUGUUUAUGGUGAGAGAGAAGAAAACUGGGACAUUGUUUGCUCUGAAAUGCCUGAAGAAAAAGCACCUCGUUCACAGCAACCUGGAAAAUGAAAUCCAUGUGCUGAAGAGGAUUAAACACGACAAUGUGGUAGGACUGGAGGAUUUUUACGAAAGUCGGACACACUUUUACCUGGUGAUGCAACUCGUGUCAGGCGGGGAGCUUUUUGAUCGCAUUCUAGAUAAAGGUGUUUUCACUGAGAAAGACGCCAGCACAGUGAUCAAACAGGUACUGGAGGCCGUCAGCUACCUGCACGACAACAGUAUUGUGCACCGCGACCUGAAGCCGGAGAACCUGCUGUACCACAGCACAGACGAGAACGCCAAGAUCAUGGUCAGCGAUUUUGGCUUGUCUAAAACCUUAGAGCAUGGUGUGAUGUCCACAGCCUGUGGGACACCCGGAUAUGUUGCUCCAGAGGUUCUUGCCCAAAAACCCUACAACAAAACAGUGGAUUGUUGGUCCAUUGGAGUUAUUACUUAUAUUCUAUUGUGUGGCUACCCUCCAUUCUUUGAGGAAAACGAGACUCGUCUGUAUUCAAAGAUCAUGAGAGCCGACUAUGCCUUUCACUCUCCUUUUUGGGACGAGAUCUCAGAGUCAGCAAUAGAUUUCAUCAGGAAUAUGAUGGAGAAAAAUCCCACAAAGCGCUUCAGCACUGAACAGGCCCUGCGACACCCUUGGAUUGCUGAAAAAACAGCUAAAGACAAAGACAUUUAUCAUUCCGUCUGUGAGCAAAUGGAACGAAACUUUGCCAAAUCGAAAUGGAAGCAAGCCUUCAAUGCAAGCGCGGCCAUCCAGCACAUGAAAAAGCUGCAGGUGUCCCACACGUCUUCUGCAUCGCUCUCACUGCCCCACAUCAUUUUACAGACCUCCUCUCAGGCUGACCUGGGAAACCAUGAAACGGAUCAACUCCUCGACCCCAAUGGCAAUCCCUGCCACGUCACUUACAGCACUGAGCCCAGCAAAAGUCUUUGCCCACCGCUCAGAAGCCAUCAUAGUGAACGUGACUACGUGCUUGAAGAACCGAAAGAAGUCCCCUCGCAGGACUCUUUCAUGUCCUCCAAAAGUAUGGAUGCAGUGGCUCGGAGGAAGGACGGGACCCUUCAAUCUGGUGUGUGCUCCGUCAUGUGAUUAUUCAGCUAACCCGAAGAUAAUGUCACAAAAGUAAAGACUCUACCCUCCUUUGUCUGUCUUCAAAACAAAACAUUUUAAAGAAUUGCCGCUCCAAUAUUCAUAUUGUAUUCAGUUGACAUGACAGCGUGUCUCAUUUUCUCAAGAACAACAGUUAUAUCGGAAUGGCUGAAAUCCCUCUACACACCAGCGAACUUACCCUGAAGUGGUGUUCAAAGUGUAUUACACUUAGGUACUCAAAAUACCAAGUGAAGCACACAAGUGUAACACACACAUUUAUACGAAAGACUAUUGAGAUACAGCUUGUAUGCAGAUGCUAUGAUUCAGACACUAAGUAAAGCUGCAUUUUUGAUGUACACUGUAAAUUAGUUCAUCAAUUAAUCUUGAAAAAUUAAAGCUACUAAAAUAUUCUUUGAAGUGAUUACACUCAUUUAAGAUUGACGAGAGCGCUAUUACCUGGUAAAAAUAAGUAGUGUUUGCUGUUUUGCAAUUCUGUGUAUUGAUGUGACUUGCUCUUGAUGAGUAAGUGAAUUGAAUGAAAAGUGCCACAAACUGAAUAAAAAUGCAGUCAACUAAA